AUGGGAAACUGCUGCAGAAAAUCUGCCAAGUGUGCUCAUGCUUCUUCCAUCAACUUCUCUGGAAGUACAAAGUCUAAUGGCAAGGGACAGCUGGAUACAACCUCCUCCAUCCAAGAAACACCAUCAGGAGGUUUGAACAAAUCUUUAAUAGUGGCCAAGGCUGAUACAUCUGUCCCUAGCAGCCUCAAGUCCUUCAGUUUCAGUGAUCUCAAGAAUGCUACUAAGAACUUCCGGUCAGAGAGUCUGCUCGGAGAGGGAGGGUUUGGGUGGGUUUUCAAAGGAUGGAUUGAUGCAAACACCUUUGCUCCCACUAAACCUGGAACAGGAUUAGUGGUGGCUAUCAAGAGACUCAAGCGAGAAAGCUUUCAAGGCCACAAGGAGUGGCUCGCAGAAGUUAACUAUCUUGGUCAGCUUCACCAUGGAAAUCUUGUGAAACUCAUAGGGUAUUGCUCAGAAUCUGACAAUAGACUUCUAGUUUACGAGUUCAUGCCUAAGGGAAGCUUGGAGAAUCAUUUGUUUAGAAAAGGUGUUCAACCCAUCAGUUGGGCUGUGCGGAUGAAUAUUGCAAUUGAUGUGGCAAGGGGGUUGUCCUUCCUACAUAGUUUAAAUGCUAAUGUUAUCUAUCGUGACUUGAAAGCUUCAAACGUUCUACUUGAUUCGGAUUUCAAUGCUAGGCUUUCGGAUUUUGGGUUAGCAAGAGAUGGUCCUACUGGAGACAACACUCAUGUUUCAACCAGGGUGGUCGGAACUCGAGGCUAUGCUGCACCAGAAUAUGUUGCUACAGGUCACUUGACACCAAAGAGUGAUGUGUAUAGCUUCGGGGUUGUGUUGUUAGAGCUACUAACAGGAAGACGAGCAAUGGAUGAUGAGAGGGCUGGGAGUGUUGAGGAAACAUUGGUGGAUUGGGCAAAGCCAUUCUUAAGUGAUACAAAACGAGUCUUAAGAAUCAUGGACACAAGGUUGGGAGGUCAAUACCCCAAGAAAGCAGCACAAACUGCAGCUGAACUUACUUUACAGUGCCUUCAUACAGACCCAAAGUACAGGCCACUCAUGAUUGAUGUUCUAGCCACAUUGGAACGCCUCCACCCAAAGAACACAUUACGAACUCAACCACAUAAAACAGAGCAUCAUGGGGCCAAGCAUUUGAACCAUCCUCACAGGAUAACAAAUUCAAACACAAAAUUGGAAUGA
Messenger RNA from Prunus armeniaca (apricot), 1191 nucleotides. NCBI's taxonomy places the organism in Eukaryota, Viridiplantae, Streptophyta, Magnoliopsida, Rosales, Rosaceae. The record is from the annotation of a GenBank genome assembly.